Molecule: messenger RNA, 1369 nt
Organism: Nothobranchius furzeri (turquoise killifish)
Lineage: Eukaryota; Metazoa; Chordata; Actinopteri; Cyprinodontiformes; Nothobranchiidae
Product: serine/threonine-protein phosphatase 6 catalytic subunit
Biological process (GO): G1/S transition of mitotic cell cycle
Cellular component (GO): cytoplasm
Molecular function (GO): protein serine/threonine phosphatase activity
Source: RefSeq, a predicted model, not a curated record
ACACAGCCACUAGGGGCGGUAAAGAAGAGUAAACGUGAUGCGGCGCCGGAAGUCGAACAUAAACAACCAUUAACGGCAUAAUGGCGCCGCUGGAUUUGGAUAAAUAUGCGGAGAUUGCUAAGCAGUGCAAAUAUCUCCCAGAAAAUGAUCUCAAGAGGUUGUGUGAUUAUGUGUGUGAUCUUCUGCUGGAGGAGUCCAACGUUCAGCCCGUUUCCACCCCUGUGACGGUGUGUGGAGACAUUCAUGGACAGUUUUAUGAUCUUUGUGAGCUGUUCCGAACCGGCGGCCAGGUCCCAGACACAAACUACAUCUUCAUGGGUGACUUUGUGGACCGAGGGUAUUACAGUUUGGAGACAUUCACAUAUUUGCUGGUGCUGAAAGCCAAAUGGCCAGACCGCAUCACACUGCUGCGUGGAAACCACGAGAGCAGGCAGAUCACACAAGUGUAUGGUUUUUAUGAUGAAUGCCAGACCAAAUAUGGGAACGCCAACGCCUGGCGGUACUGCACCAAAGUUUUUGAUAUGUUAACAGUUGCAGCUCUAAUGGACGAACAGAUCCUGUGCGUCCAUGGUGGCCUGUCUCCGGACAUCAAGACUCUGGACCAGAUUAGAACUAUUGAGCGGAACCAGGAGAUUCCCCACAAAGGAGCGUUCUGUGACCUGGUGUGGUCGGACCCUGAGGAUGUGGACACCUGGGCCAUCAGUCCCAGAGGAGCCGGGUGGCUUUUUGGUGCAAAGGUCACAAACGAGUUUGUUCACAUCAACAACCUGAAACUGAUCUGCCGGGCUCAUCAGCUGGUCCACGAAGGCUACAAGUUCAUGUUCGAUGAGAAGCUUGUCACGGUGUGGUCGGCUCCUAACUACUGCUACCGCUGUGGCAACAUUGCCUCCAUCAUGGUCUUUAAAGAUGCUAGCACACGGGAGCCGAAGCUCUUCAGGGCGGUGCCGGACUCUGAAAGAGUCAUACCUCCCCGAACUACAACACCUUACUUCCUGUGAACCUCCACGGCUACAGACGCUUUGACACGUCUGACUUCUUGUAAAUUACAUUUAGUGUCUUUAUGGUGGAUUUCUUGGUGCCAGCUGUCUGUUUUAACUCUCGCCCGUGUAUUUGGCGCCAUCAUUCAGCAGCUUAAAUCCGGCUGAGAUGUUACAGCGAAGGAAGGAGCGCUCCGCUGGACUCAGAUCCUCUGAUCCUUGUAAAGUGUUCAUAUUUAUAAACCUCCAUCCUCCUUCAGGGUAAAGAUCACUGCUAAGCAGGUUGCACUUGCAGUAUUGUAUAGAUUGUUCCUUUUUAUUUUGUUAUGGUGAUAUAGUCAGCUGAAUGUAAGAUAAAUGCACUGCACAAAUAAAAAUGUAUAUUGUCCUCA